This is a messenger RNA of Chelonoidis abingdonii (Abingdon island giant tortoise), 5408 nucleotides long. The record is from RefSeq and is a predicted model, not a curated record. NCBI's taxonomy places the organism in Eukaryota, Metazoa, Chordata, Testudines, Testudinidae.
CCCGAGCGCUCAGGUCCGAGUUGGGUCAGAACCGCUCUGGGAUAAGGCCCGGCCUGGGGUCAGAGCUCCGCCAGCUCAAAGAGCGCCCCGGCCGGAUCAGAACCCAGCCGGGACCCGCGAGAAAGGGAGGAGUUCGGCUCUGUCCCCAACUUGUCGCCCUCGGGCUAAAGGGGAGGGAAAGAGGCAGAACUAGCUGUAAAGUCACAUUGGUAUUGGGGGACUGGGCACAACCGGGUCAGAACAGAACUGGGAGACGUGAGCCCAGGGAGGAAAACUGUAUCAGAGCCAGACAAUCACCCUUGGGCUGCAGGGGCCAGGCCAGGCCAGAACUAAAUUGGGGGCAGAAGAGGUGCAUGGGUCAGGAACUGAGCCCUGGAAGGGAAGACAGUGGAACUUAGUCAGUUUAAACCCAGUUGAGUCUGAAAUCAAGGAGGACUGAUCCCAGAACUGAACUGGGUCUGCUUGUGGGCCAGAGAGGUUUGAACAGAGCCAGAUCCUUAUGGAGUGAAAGCGGGGGAGCUGUGUGUGUUUAGGGGUGAGACAGCGAUAACCACAACAAGGGGUUUUGAAUUGGAAACGAAGUGAAGCAAAUCUGAGACAGUUUGUGUGAUCAAGACCCAAACUAUGUUGAAGAAGUCAGAGUAGGGGAGAGGGAACAACACUAUCUGUGCCAAAGCUGGUUGGGGAGGAGAGAGGAUCCUUUACCAACCUAGAGACCCUCCCUGGCACUAGGCAUCAUCCAAGAGACUUUCUGCAAGGAAGUUAGUGAAUCUGAACAGAUCCCAAGAACAAGGAAAUUUUAGAGAACAGCAGAGCUGAGCAAAUGAUACUGAACCACAUCUGGAUCUGGUCUAGAGCAUGAGUGGGAGACAAUUGAGUAUGAAAGAAGUGAAAGGUUGUGCACUGGCACUGGGAUUUGUAAAUGGAAGAGGGAAAAAAUUAUUUCCGACUGAAAUUGCAUUAAUUGGCGAAAGAGUGAGUGAGUGAGCUGUGAGUUUCUCUGAGCUGGGAAUGGACUAGGUCUGAGAGAGGCCAGCUGGAGUGAGCCCACUGAAAAGACAGCCCGGCAAAAUGUGACUGAUCCUUGCCUGACAGAGCUUCUCAAAGCUGCAGAUCUGUAUUUUACAGAAUCAGAAUCAGUCCAGAGACAGAGCUGAUGUAAAGGGGCUGCACAAGAGGACGAAGUGAAUCCUUUGGAUAUAAACAGCAGAGAGAAGGUGAUCCCAUAAUGCCAAGGGAAGUGCACGUCUGAGCUUGCAUGCAGCGGGGACUGAGGCUGGAAUUGUCACAAGGGGGCAGAUAUGUUAAUCAUCUAGUACUGGGCAGUGUCAGAAGCAACGUCCUGAACCAAAUGGACCCUAUGUCUGAUCCAGCCUGGCAGUUCCUCAGAGGAGCCGUUCAGAUGCUGCCAGAUGCCACCAGAGGAGAGCUGAUUUGGAGGCAGGCGGACAGGGAGAUGUUUGGACGGGAUGUCACUUUGGAUCUGACAUCUGAGUAAGUGUCCCCCCGCAUGAGACUUCAACUCUGAGCGCAGGCUGGUGACUCGUUGUCGCACCCAAGCAGGAGGGAGGAUGACGAGCACAGCUCCAUCUAAGAAGCCUUACCGCAAGGCGCCGCCACAGCACCGCGAGAUCCGCCAUGAUCUGCCCAUCCUUCGAGACGACCAAGACUGCGUGAUUUUGGCUGAGCAGAGUCAGGAGCCCUUGACGGAUGCAGAAAGGAUGAAAUUGCUGCAACAUGAGAAUGAGGAGCUGCGCCGGCGGCUGGCCUAUGUCACCAACAAGAUGGAGGCGAUGGAGAGGGAGCUGGAGUCCGGCCAGGACUACCUGGAGCUGGAGCUGGGCCAGAACCGCGAAGAGCUGGAGAAAUUCAAGGACAAAUUCCGCAGGUUACAGAACAGCUACACUGCUUCACAGAGAACCAAUCAGGACCUGGAGGAGAAGCUGCAUACCCUGGCCUCUCUCAGCCAAAGCUGGAUUUUUGCAAUAAAAAAAGCUGAGAUGGACCGGAAGACCCUGGACUGGGAGAUUGUGGCGCUCACUAACAAGCUGCUAGAUGCCAAAACUACCAUCAAUAAACUUGAGGAGCUCAAUGAGCGCUAUCGGCAGGACUGUAACCUCGCAGUGCAGCUGCUCAAGUGCAACAAGUCCCACUUCAGGAACCACAAAUUUGCUGAUCUUCCCUGUGAGCUGCAGGACAUGGUCAAUAAGCACCUGCACAGCACCCAGGAGUCCCCAGGCCCUGGGCAGGAGGCUGCACAUACCCUGGCCCCAUCUGACGUUGUGCCCACCUCAGUUAUUGCCAGAGUCCUGGAGAAGCCCGAGUCACUGGUCCUGAACUCUGCCAAAUCCAGCAGCGGCAGCUGUCCCAUGGCUGAGGAUGUCUUUGUGCACGUGGACAUGAGUGGAGCUCUGCUGGAUGCCUACCCCAGCACAGGGCUGCCUGGGAAGGAGGGAGGGGAAGUGGGGAAGCAGCAGAACGGGGGCUGCAAGCCACAGAGCAGUGUGGAGAGCCUGCCAGAGGAGGUGCCUGCCUUUGAGAAGCUGAGCCCCUACCCUACACCCUCCCCUCCCCACCCCAUGUACCCAGGGCGUAAGGUGAUUGAGUUCUCUGAGGACAAGGUGAGGAUCCCAAAGAACAGCCCCCUGCCCAACUGCACCUAUGCCACGCGACAGGCCAUCUCCCUGAGCCUGGUGCAGGGCGAGGACGAGAGCAGCGAGAGGCACCGGACGCUCCCUAACAGCCCUGUCUCAGAGGGCCGCCACUCAGCCUCCAGCUGCUCCUACCAGCCAUCUCCCAAGGCGGCUCGGGCACACGGCUCCUCGCAGAGCAGCCCUUUUAGCAGCCCACCCCAGAUCCCCAGCGCCUUCGCCAGCUCCGCCAGCUCGGAGGAGGACCUCCUGGCCAACUGGCAGCGGAUGUUUGUGGACAAGGCGCCCCCCGCUUCAGAGCAGGUGCUGGUGAGCCGCACCUCCUUCAGCCGUGACAUGGCCCCGGAGCUCCAGAAGCGAUUCAGCCGCUCCAUGCAGGAGUUGGGCAGGGCGGCCUCGGCCUACUCGGAUGGCGAGGAGUCUGCGCAGAGCUGCAGCUGGACCGUGAGCCGGGACUCGAGUGUGGACACAGACAGCACUGAGUCCCGAGCCCGCAGGAGCCAUUUCUCCUCCGACUACGGCAUGGACUUCUCCCAGGAUGAAGCCCGGAAGCUGCUCCAGGGCAGUGGCGGGGGCACCACUGAGCCCAGCAGCCCCCUGCCAGAGAAGCACAAGGACUAUGUGGACCUGGGCUCACCUGGGAGCCCGGCUGAGGAAAGGGAAAUGCUGCUGCAAGCAAGCAAGGAGAGCAGCCCAGGGGGAGCCCUGGAGGAGAGCGGGGAAUGCAGGAGCAAGCCUCCCUCAGGGCGGCCACACCGCAGCCCCAAGAGGAUGGGGGUCCACCAUCUCCAUCGCAAGGACAGCCUGACGCAGGCCCAGGAGCAAGGCAACCUUCUCAACUGAGGCUGGGCAGGGAGCAGUGCCCCGGGGCAAUGCUGUAGCUGCCUUAUCACUCACGGGGUUGGUGUCCCCGGCACCACGCAUGUCCCAGAGGGCUGCAGGCUCCACUCCCACCUUAUAUUUAUUCUGGUUUGAUACUCUGAGGCGUCAGGAUCUUGCCGGCGUUCUGCAUCCACCAAACCAGAACACACACUUGGGGGCUCGCUCGGCCUGGCAUGCAUGCCCAUGCCUGUGCUCACCACUCGUCUGGUGCCUGCCGUCACACUCAAUCUUCCAGCCUCACCCUGGGGCCCAUGCCCUUACUCACCCUGGGGCCUGGGCCUGCCCUCAGACUCAUGCUCACAACCUUGCCUUGGUGCCCAUGCCCAUGCUCUCAUUUUCAGGCUGAUGCCCAUGGCCCUGGCCCUACUUGUGCUGGUGCCCAUGGCUGCUCUGUUCCUACCUUUCAACGUGUGCCAACAAGUAGAAACUCUUUGCCCUGGUCUUAUCUGAUCCCCAUGAGCCACUGCAGGGUGAGUGGGGCAUGAGGACUGCCCUGGGGGGUGGGUGCUCCUUGCUGCCUGGCCCCCUGCUGUGGGUCAGGAGCAUUGAGUUGGGGACGGUUGUUUUGCUAUUUUUUGUUCCCCCCCUGCUGUUAUGUUGAUCUCUGUGGAAACUGGCGUUCGUGGCUGGCUCUCCCUUAAAGCUUCCUCUGCAGAUCUCUGCUGCUUAGCUCCUGGGCCUGGCCCAACAUGUGGCUCAUGCAGAGGCAAUGCCCUGGGAGAGCCCCAGGGAGAGCCCCAGUUCCCUCUGCCAUGGAACUGGGCCAGAGCUGCCCCCAGCAGUUGCUCAGCGAGGCUGGCCUGCAGAGUUCCCAUGGCAGUGGUUUCUGUGCUGUGGGUUGGAUUGGUCUUUCUACUCCAGCAGAGCCAUAUGGACUCCAGGGCAGGAUUUUACCCCAGGAGAGCAACAAAUAAAAGACAGUAGCAAGCUGUUUCUGGGCAGUGCCCUAGCAAGGGCUCUGGGGAGAGAGGGAGACCCCUGAGGAGCACAGCUUAUCGCUGCUGUGUGCAGACAUGGUACCUCAUGGCUCAGCAGUGGCCCUUUGGGGAGGCCCCUGUGCAUGUGCACUCCUCCCUCUGGCUGGAUCCCGGGCUGGCUCCGGUGCCCGUCCAAGGCCUCUCCACUGGCGGGGCUGGAGUUGUGUGUUUGAUUUUCCUCGUGUUCAGUGUUGGUACGAUUUUCCUUUUCAGUGUUCAUGUGCUCAGUGUCCCUGGGGCAGGGAAGGGGAGAAGUCGGGACUGUAGAUAUUUUAUUUGGGGGAUACAGCCCCAGUGUCUUGUUAUGAGUUUCCUUUUCUCUCUGGAUUUUUAUCUCUCCACUCCGAAGGUGUAACCCAGCACAUUGGCAUGGUCUCUAUGCUGCUGCCUUGGGCCGGGGGACCCCUUCCCUUGGCUGUGGUGGGUUUGAAGCUGGAGCUGUGGUGUCUUCCUUCAGUGAGAGCGAGCUGCUGCCCUGUGCUUCGCUAUGUAUGGAGGAUGCAGCCUCUCUCUGCAGGAAGGAAGCUCCCAUUCAGACACAGCAAGAGAUGCUGCCCUGGGGCAGUGUCCCUCCCUAAGCCCCUCCAUUUGUGGCUGGUGGCAGCCAGGGCCAAAGCUUUGCUCUCAGCUCCAGUCUGGAGGCUGCAGGGCAUGUGAAAGCAGGGCCAUCCUUAGGCAUAUGCAGCUGCGUAGAGCAUCGUGGCAUUUGGGGCACCAAAUUGCCCCAGAUAUCAUGGUUCCCUAGGCAGCUGCGUGUUGCAUACAUGGUAGCACCAGCCCUAUCCCCUGGCCGGCCUUCCCAUGGGCUGCACCCACUAUAAGGGGCAGGGCCAUCCCUAGGGGGCUAUGGGGCCCUGGACAACUCCCUCUGCCCCACCUCCUGCCCUUUCCACCUCUU